AUUGUAUCACAAGCGGCAUGGGUGUGCUGUGGACAAGCGCGUUUCCCGGUCUAGACUGUACCUUACAUCAUAUGGGUCGCGGCCGACCGGAAAUGCUGGAUGAGGUCCUUCCGCCUCCGCGGACGACAACGCCUUUGUCACAGCUAUAUAGCUCGUGUGCUCAUAGCGCGCUUGACUCGGCUCCUAAGCCGAUCGGACUGUCAUGGCGACAAUCCACUCGAGCGCAGACGAGCCUAGGCAGCCUGGAGCGACGCGAACAGCUGCCUUCAGUCGGACAUGAGACCAUCGCGAAAUGGCAGGGGAGAAUGGGGGCCGGCCAGUCUUUGUAGUCAGCACUUCGCUGAGUCGGCACGCGCGAUCGCCUGCGGCACUCUUCUUUGUCGAUCCCAUGGACCGCAGCUGGUCAAGAUGACGCGCACACACCAGUUCAGUAGAGUCACACAAGUUCUUUUGAACACGUGUGAGGCUUUGCCAUUCAUUGAUUCAAACCGAGAAGUCGCCAAUUGCUUUUGCGCUGACACAAAUGCUUCGGGGUAUGCAUGCAUGGAACAACAGACGGCAGUUUGGAAGAAUAAGGGAAAAGGUGGGACGUCGAUGAAGCACUCUGACUCAAGACUCGCAUGCUGGCUGUUUCGAACCGCACUUAAGCACAGCAGCAGAGACCUGCAGCUGCCAGGUCGCAGACCAGUAUUCAAGAAUCACGAUUGGGGGCACGCCAGCAAAGGCUUGUCUGCGCCCGGUCAUGGUCACACCGCUGCCAACCGCAACUUGGUGACGCCCAAAAUACCCUGCGAUACCAUCUACGAAGAUCCAGCGCAGUCUAUUGUCGCACCCAUGCAGCUUGCGGUUAAACUGCAUGCGAGAAGAAGCUCGCCGUAAAAGAAACAUCAAAGUAGGCUGAGCAGCCAAGAUUCUCAAUUUGCGCGGGCGCAAAGGCCAAAUCUAUCCCUCGAGCGCCGACGAACAACCGUCAAAUCGCGAAUCUCGCACCAAGGACCCUCCUCAAUCACGAUCUGGUUCAAGAAUGUCUCUUGUGCUGCAUCUGUCUGCCUCCUGCCGUGCCAAUCAUUCACGAGCAGGUGGGUCGAUCGUCAUCAGCUAGCCCAGCUAGCCCAGCAGCGCGCAUCACAUCAUCAUCGCGGCGGGCCCCGCGGUGCCCUUCUUACACCCACUUCCCGCCGUGCAUCGCGCCGCCAUGAGGUAUAUAGCUACAGCAGAAGAAGGGCGCUGAGCGUCCGAAUUGCGACGAUGCGUCGCCCUCGGCUAUCUGCUGGCGGCGGAGCGCAGCCAAAGUCGCAU
This is a messenger RNA of Ceraceosorus guamensis, 1299 nucleotides long. RefSeq lists its product as hypothetical. The record is from RefSeq and is a predicted model, not a curated record. NCBI's taxonomy places the organism in Eukaryota, Fungi, Basidiomycota, Exobasidiomycetes, Ceraceosorales, Ceraceosoraceae. The transcript has a single exon. The coding region runs from base 409 to 879 and encodes 156 amino acids.